This is a messenger RNA of Triticum dicoccoides, 1786 nucleotides long. Its product is annotated as protein BTR1-like. The record is from RefSeq and is a predicted model, not a curated record. The transcript has 7 exons. Gene Ontology annotation, molecular function: RNA binding. The coding region runs from base 72 to 1391 and encodes 439 amino acids. NCBI's taxonomy places the organism in Eukaryota, Viridiplantae, Streptophyta, Magnoliopsida, Poales, Poaceae.
UUCUAGCGUUUUCGCCACCAUCCUCCCGCCGCCGCCGCCGCCGCCGCCGCCGCCAUCCUCUCCGCGCCGCCAUGAAUCCCGUCCCCGCCGCCGACGACGACGGCCACCGCCGCUCGCCUUCACCCGGCGCGCCCGCCCCGGACCCAUACGACGGCGGCAGCGGGUGGGGGAGCGACAAGCAGCCGACGCGCGCGGAGGAGGGCCGCCCCGUCGGGAAGGCCGCCAUGGAACCCUCGCCGUCCACCAUCUCCGACGACGGCGGCGACCAAGAAGACGGCGGCAGCGACGACCUGACGCGCGCCGUGUCCCUGCUGUCGCUCGCGGAGGCGGGGCUCACCCUCACCGCCGGGAAGCCUGGGUCCGCCCCCCGCACCGUAGAUCCGUCGCCGCCGGCCUCCACCGUCUCCUCCCAUGGUCACCAUGGUACCCAGCCGCAUUCCCCGCUCAUCACACCUGCGAGUGGUUCCAUGCGUGGCUCGGAACCAGAUGACGAUGAUCUCGCCGGCGUGAACAAGCGAACGCACGCGAGGUUCCUCGUCACCCACGCCGAGGCCGGGCUCAUCAUCGGGGCGGGCGGGUCCACCAUUGCUGCCAUUGAGGCCCGCUCCGGCGCCCGGGUCAGGCUCUCCCGCCACGACCAGCUCCUCCCCGGCACUGACCGCAGGGUUGUGCUCGUCUACGGCCUCCUCAGCCAGGUCAUGGAGGCCAUGGAGCUACUCCUCCAAAGGCUCCUACUCUACCAGGUUCAGGGUGACCAGGCGUCCGACUCUGAGGCCACGCUAGUGCUGGUGGUGCCUCAGCCCUGCUGCGGCGCGCUGAUUGGUAAAGGAGGAUCUGUUAUCAAGUCAUUCACUGAAGCUUCAGAAACUGCAAUUCAGGUCUCACCACAGAACAGCUCCUAUGGCUUCAACGACAGGCUGGUCACCAUCACAGGGCCCUUGGAUAAUCGAUUGCGAGCAGUAUUUCUGAUAAUAUUCGAGCUGCUAGAGGACAUUCGUUAUUUGUUUCCCUGUGCAGCUGCUAUGCCAAACACUCCAAUGAGAUCACCUGUCAACAAGGAUGCCCAAGAAUCUGUCACUAUUAGUGUUGCUGAUGAGCAUAUGGGUGCUGUUAUUGGUCGUGGUGGAAGGAUUAUCAAUGAGAUCAGCAAGGUUAGCGGAGCAUGGAUCCACAUCUCAGGCAAGGGGGAGUUCAUACCCGGGACCCGCGACAGGGAGGUGACUAUGAGGGGCACAUCAGAGGCGAUCCGCGCAGCCGAGGCGAUUAUCAUGCACUGCGUCUCCGUGGCCAGCGGCAACUUCACGGGGCGGAGGGCGGAGGGCAGAAGUGGCAAGGGUCUGCUUAGCAGGCUGGAUGAGGAGGAUGCUGAUGCAUCGGCUGAAUCUGAGUGAGGAGAGUGUGAUACAGUUGUAGUAGAAUGGUGGUAGGUAGUCAGUGACGGACAGACAGACAGCUCAAACACUGCACAGGAAUCAAUCGAAGCACUAGAGUUUUGCGUCUUUGGUAUAGGUGGUGAUUAAUCAAAUCAAUCGCUAGUUCAAUGGAUCAGUCAGGUAAAUUGAUGGGGAUCAGUGAUGAUGGGAUGGCUAGGUUCUGCUGGUCAAUGCUGCUUGACCAAUUUUGCUUGUUAACAUUACAUUUGGGAUCUUGCCAACCCGUUGGCUGGGCAGCUGAGGUUGCUGCCAGCCCACCCGAGUUCAAGUCCCGGCUUGGACGCGUGGUGCUCGCGGAUUUUCUCCUAUAAAAAAAUGCCAACGAGGGUUAGCCCUUUGGCUGGUCUCAUUUU